UCCUCCCAGGCUUCAUCAGUCUGCUGCAGAGAGAAUAAUAUACUGAGCCUCCUGCCACAGGAACCAUUACUACUGAGUGGACUGCAGCCUGCUGAGAAACAUGUCUGUGGAAACUUCAGCCACAUUCUUUGUUCUUCUGCUUAUUAUCUCAUUGACAGAGGCACAGGACUGCUCCCAGCCCUGUGCUUGCCCUGCAGACCCCCCACUUUGCCCCUUGGGGACCAGCCUGGUCCUGGAUGACUGUGGCUGCUGUAAGGUGUGUGCCAGGCAGCUGGGGGAGCCCUGCUCCCUGCUGGAGCCCUGUGACCAUCACAAGGAGCUCUACUGUGACUAUGCUCUGCUGAGUGACACUGAGACUGGCAUCUGCAUGGCUCAGGAGGGUCAGACAUGUGACCUGGGGGGGGUGAUCUACCGCAGUGGGGAGUCCUUCCAGCCCAGCUGUAAGCACCACUGUGUGUGUAUGAAUGGAGAGAUUGGCUGUGUACCAAUGUGUGCCAGUGACAUCCGACUGCCCUCCCCUGACUGCCCGUACCCACACCGUAUCCAGAUCCCUGGGAAAUGCUGUGAGGAGUGGGUGUGUGGGGAGACACCUCAGGACCACCACUACCAGUCAGUGGUUGCCGGACCUUCUCAGAUUCACCCU
Messenger RNA from Lates calcarifer (barramundi perch), 643 nucleotides. RefSeq names its product CCN family member 2. Lineage: Eukaryota; Metazoa; Chordata; Actinopteri; Centropomidae. The annotation marks the transcript as partial. Gene Ontology annotation, cellular component: extracellular region; extracellular matrix. The record is from RefSeq and is a predicted model, not a curated record. The transcript has 4 exons. Gene Ontology annotation, molecular function: heparin binding; integrin binding. Gene Ontology annotation, biological process: cell adhesion; signal transduction.